CAUCGCGGCCGGACUCACCUCGUGGCCUCGGCGUCGUCCCCUCGGCUCAUGCCCCAGAAACAGGUCCCGACUCCACGGCCCGACGACCCUCCAAACGCGUCCGCCUCAACGCCGCCUGCUUCCAGGCCGUCGGUGACGCGCUACGCCUGCGCCGCCGCGCCGCCCCGUGACGUCAUGGCGCCCGCGCCGACGCCGUCUCCGCGAUCGCGUAGGUCUUUUCCUAGUAACCUGGGCGAUAGCUGUGAAUGUUCACAAGGAUCGUCUUCAGUCAUGGCCUUGGGUUUAAGGUGCUUCCGCUUGGUCCACCCUGCCUUUUGUAACUCCCUUGCAGCCUGGACCAGACCUGUUUCAGAAGGGACGCUGAAGAGAGUGAGUGGAAGACAAAAUGACCGUGGGCAAUCCAUGGCCUCUCCAGCUGUACCAGUCCGUCAUUUUGCUACCAAGAAAGCCAAAGCCAAAGGGAAAGGACAAGUCCAAACCAGAGUGAAUCUUAAUGCUGCCUUGGUUGAGGAUAUAAUCAGCUUGGAAGAAGUGGAUGAAGAAAUGAAGUCUGUGAUGGAAGCACUCAAAGAUAAUUUCAAUAAAACUGUCAAUAUAAGGACCUCACCAGGAUCCCUUGAUCAUAUCACUGUGGUAACUGCUGAUGGGAAGCUUGCUUUAAACCAGAUUGGCCAGAUCUCUAUGAAGUCGCCACAGCUGAUUUUGGUGAAUAUGGUCAGCUUCCCAGAGUGUACAGCUGCAGCUAUCAAAGCUAUAAGAGAAAGUGGAAUGAAUCUGAACCCAGAAGUGGAAGGGACGCUAAUUCGAGUACCCAUUCCCAAAGUAACCAGGGAACACAGGGAAAUGCUGGUGAAACUGGCCAAACAGAACACCAACAAGGCCAAGGAUUCCUUACGGAAAGUUCGUACCAAUGCAAUGAAUAAGCUGAAGAAAUCAAAGGACAAGGUCUCAGAGGACACCAUUAGGCUCAUAGAGAAACAGAUCAGCCAAAUGGCCGACGACACCGUUGCAGAGCUGGACAGGCAUCUGGCAGUGAAGACCAAAGAGCUCCUUGGAUGAGAGCCCGCCCAGGGCAGCAGUACUCCAGAGCCCAGUUUCUGGUGGAUCCCAUGGGUGGCAGAUGGGCCCCUCUCUUCUCUGUCCACACAGAAGGCUGUCACCAUGCAGCUGGCAGUCUUCGUGAGGCUCAGACUUCCAGUGACACCCAGACUUGUGCAUUCUCUUCCUCCUGUUUCCUGUCCACCCCAUUCUGCUCUGGCCCUCUGCCAUGGGCGGCCCUCGGAGAGUAUCUGCUGUGACAGAUGGCCUCUACUUAGGGCAUUUGCCCUGAUCGUGACAUUGCCAAGAUACUAGGACUAUUGGCUGCCUCAGCACUGCCAGUUUCUUGUCUCAGGAGCCUCCUUUUCAGUUAGUUGGGCCCUGUCCCCAACUUUGAACUCUGGGCUGAUGUGGGCCUUCACCUGUGACUGGAUCCCUUUGCUAGAAGCCCAUUUUUACCUAAGAACAAAAUCAAAAUAAAUGGGGAAGAAUAACCACCACAAAGCAAUGGAUAGAGUCGGUCUGGAUUCAUGUUCUCGAAGGACCUAUAUGUAAAGCCACCAGAACGAUACUUUUGCCUCUGAGUCAUCCUCACACAUGCUCUUCCCUCUGCCUGGACCAUUCCGCCCCUGCUGACCUACCUGGCCAGUCCUGUCCAUCCUUCAGGCCUCAGCUUGGGUAUCCCCUCCUCUGGGAAGUCUUCCCUUUUCCUCCAGCCGAGGACUGCUGUUAUUGGCUCUCAGGACUGUCCACUGCUUUUAACUGAACCUUCACUAUGCUUUUCAAUAAUCAGUCUGUAUAUCUUCAUUAUCCUCAGAACUUGGCAUAACGCCUGGAACACAGUAGACGUUCAAAUGUGCUGUAAAUGAAUUGUACGAAGUAGCUGCUCAACAAAUUCUGGCGGCUUUUUCUUUCUUUCCAGCCAGAACACCAUCACUCUGUCCUUUUCCACUCUUGCCUUUGUCCUCAACAUUUACUUGGAAAUGAGAUACCUUCCCCCAGGGCCUGCCUGCUGACAGACAAGUGGUUUGUUGUGGCUUAUCUUUGGGUACUGGGUUAAGUAAGGGGUUUUUUCUCCAGUAGUUUUCUUUUCCUUGCUUUUUUCUUUUCUUUUUUUCUUUUCCUUUCCUUCCCUUUCUUUUCUCUUUCCUUUUCUUCUUUUUUCAUUCUCUCAUUCAUAAUACAGCUGUCAUGAGUUAGACACAGUUCUAGGCAGUAUCUUUUAUCUUCCUGGUGAACUUGUGAGAUGUGUAGUGUCUUCAUUUUAUAAAUAGGAAAACUGACACUUGACAAUAUUAGAUAACUUCCCCAAAGCAACAAGCCUAGUAAGUCAUUGUCAGACUCAUUUUGCAGGGAGGGAGGAGGCCAAGAGAGGUCAAAUUUCUUGCCCAGGGUUACACAGCUAGCAAGCCCGCAGAGCUGGGAUUCAAACUGAGGCCUGAUCUAAAGCUUGCGUUCAGCUCGCUGCAUGCUGCAGCCUUCAUAAACAUUUAGUGAGCGCCAACUGCGUGCCAGGUACCGUGCUACAUGCUGGGAAUGCAAAAAUGGGUAAGACGUGACCUCUGUCUCUGAGGGGUGCACGGCAUGCUGGACUAAGACAUUAUCCAAAAUGUCUCGGGUGGAAGAUGGGGAGUUCAUUCCAGUUUUGCCAGAUGUCUGCCUUUAGAGUGGAAUCUGCAUGGGCCACCACGGGGCCUGGCUGCACUCCUUCAAAAUAGCAUCCAACUUCUCUUCGCUGUCUGACUCCUCUCAGAUCCCGUCCCUCGCGGGAGGUCUGCUCUUCGCCCUCUGCUUAUACUGGUAGAGCACAGUGUACACGGCCAGUGGGGGUUCAAGGUCAGAAUCAGGUCAAAAAUGAAUCUCCCGGGGCGCCUGGGUAGCGCAGUCGUUAAGCGUCUGCCUUCGGCUCAGGGCGUGAUCCUGGCGUUCUGGGAUCAAGCCCCACAUCAGGCUCCUCCACUAGGAGCCUGCUUCUUCCUCUCCCACUCCCCCUGCUGUGUUCCCUCUCUCACUGGCUGUCUCUCUGUCACAUGAAUAAAAAAUUAAAAAAAUCUUAAAAAAAAAAAAAUGAAUCUCCCACCCCGCUUACCUGUCCUCAGUCCAACCCCACUUCCCAGCCCUGAGUAGCCAUCACACCAUCAGAAGUCAGCUGCGGGAAGAACAGGGACAGACAUAGCAAUCAAGGAGCCUUUUUUGGGGUAAGCCACAUGGCGGGGGCAUUGCAGCAGUCUUUCGUGAGUGGCCGAAAUCCCCCACUCACAGCAAAUGUGCUUCUCAAAGAUGCAGGAUUUUUUAAUAAACAGAGGAAAUGAUAAA
This is a messenger RNA of Ailuropoda melanoleuca (giant panda), 3354 nucleotides long. RefSeq names its product mitochondrial ribosome recycling factor (gene MRRF). Gene Ontology annotation, molecular function: ribosomal large subunit binding. Gene Ontology annotation, cellular component: mitochondrion. The coding region runs from base 49 to 1059 and encodes 336 amino acids. The record is from RefSeq and is a predicted model, not a curated record. NCBI's taxonomy places the organism in Eukaryota, Metazoa, Chordata, Mammalia, Carnivora, Ursidae. Gene Ontology annotation, biological process: translation. The transcript has 7 exons.